CGCAACUUGUCGCAGGGUCCAGACAGUUUAUCUUAAUUCAUACCAUCCUCUCUGCUCUCCCGCCGCUUCAGACCGUUCCUCAUUCCAUUUAGUACGUAUCGGGCUGUCGAAAUUUCGUUAUUGAUACGUACCUUACCUUGCAACGCCAACGAAGAUGCUGUUCUUCAGCUUCUUCAAGACGCUCGUCGACCAUGAAGUGACGGUGGAGCUCAAAAACGACAUCUCGAUCCGCGGCACGCUCAAGUCCGUCGACCAGUUUCUGAAUAUCAAGCUGGAUGAUAUCCAGGUCUUGGAUGAAUUGAAGUAUCCGCAUUUGUCAUCGGUAAAGAAUGUCUUCAUCCGAGGAAGCGUGGUCCGAUAUGUACACUUGCCUGCGGCCGGAGUGGAUACUGCUCUGCUAGAGGACGCUACGAGAAGAGAAGCUGCGCAGCAAUCAACGAAACCCUCACGAUAAAAGCUACGAUUUCUAGUUCGAUAGAUGGAACAGGGGAUUGGUCACGGAAAUCACACUAGUUCAACAAGCAUAACAUGUUGGCUAGUAUAUGACACACUGAUUUCAAACAUCUUCCACUGGUGGAGAACACCCUCAUCUUCAAAUGGUUAUUUGAAGUGGGAGGAUAAGUCAGUCUCAUUGAAAGCGUUAUACUUGUACGGAUCGUCCGUAAUUGCAAGCUCGAUUACGGUUAUUUAGUCAGAGCAGCAUUAAAAGAAUAGUCUAAAAAUUUAAAAACGCUGGA
Molecule: messenger RNA, 737 nt
Organism: Xylona heveae TC161
Lineage: Eukaryota; Fungi; Ascomycota; Xylonomycetes; Xylonales; Xylonaceae
Product: U6 snRNA-associated Sm-like protein LSm2
Exons: 4
Coding region: 155-454 (99 amino acids)
Biological process (GO): mRNA splicing, via spliceosome
Cellular component (GO): Lsm1-7-Pat1 complex; P-body; U6 snRNP
Molecular function (GO): RNA binding
Source: RefSeq, a predicted model, not a curated record